UCAAAUAAAAACUCAAUUUCCCAUCCACCACCGCGGCUCCUCCCCCUCCCAUCUCGCGCCUUCCCUCUUGUCUCUCCUCGAACUGCUAGCCGACGGUGUGUUGUUGUCGAAGCAAUGAUGGCGGCAGCGGGAUGCGGAUCAGCAACCGCGGCUGCCGUAGGAGGCCAAGGUGGAACCGCUACGGCCAGAGGUCGUUUCCCCGGUCGGCCUUGGUCAUCACGCACUCGUUUGCGUUCGGAGAAGCGAUGGCAACUCGGGCGAUCUAGCUCAGAGGCUGAUGAUGUGACUACCGGAGGGCCAAGGCCCGCAAACCUGGGUCCUUCGUUAAACGAAGACCAGUCUCACUUGCGCCUACUUGGGAUUGAAGCAAGCCACAAGAUCCUCGGACAAGCUGGUUAUAGCUCUAGCGGAAGCGAAGAGGGGGAUGAUUUCAAAGGAUUUGAAGCUGACAAAAAAGGCUCAGUGGAAAUUGUGACAUCACAACAAAUUUCUUCCAAAGGUGAUGUGGUCAACACGAAAUCUAAACGUAAAGGUGAGAAGCCACCGAAGAAAAUCCCAGCGAAAGACGCAGCUGUCCCCUCCGAUCCUGUCAAAGAUGUUGAAGCUGUGGAGGAAGCGCUCAGCGCAGCUCCCGAAACGAAACCAGCAAAAACCUCGAAAGGAAAAAACACUACGGAYAAACAGUCCGCGAAAAGCAGAGCUUCAGCAGCGUCACCGAGGAUUACAAUAAAGUUAGUGGCCAAAAAGAAAAUAAAAACUAUAAAGGAGCCUCAAAAGAAAUCGGCAAAAAAGUUGAAGGCAAAAGAAGAAGCGCAGGAGCUGCCUGUUGUCAAGGACAUUCAGGACGACCAGAUUUUAAGUGCUCACAUCAAAGUAAAGACUGAAACGUUUGUGGACGAAAAAGACACGGAGGAUAAAGGAGCAGGGACCAUACCCACGAGAAGACGCGGGAGGUCUGCUGUGAAGACAGCAGAAGCUGUUAGCCAGUCUGCUGCCAAAGUUCUGGUCGAAGACCAAAAAUCCAGAGAGAGCGAAGUGACUGACACUGGAAAGGACAGUGGCUGUGUGGAGACAAAACCUAAUGCAAAGGAAUUAAAGAAAAAGAAAGCAGUGGCUCCUCAGGGUACUGUGGCUAAACAAGGGACACGUCGGAGCAACAGAGUUACCAACCUGGUCCUUAAAACAAGCACUGACAUCGUAUCUGAAACAGAAUGUCUGAAUAAAACUGACACUGUUCUGACAGAAUCCAUUUCAAAAGUUUCAGAYAAAGCUGAGGCCAAACCGUUAGCUGUUAGAGAAAGACGGAGGCAAAGCAAGAGGCUAAACAAAGAUCUUUCAGUGCCAGAAAACCAAGACCCUUCAUCCACAGAGCCUCACAAUUCAGCUGCAAAAAGCAGUGACGGUUCACCUUUUAAACACGAGGAAAUGAGGGUCCCGAGCCUAAAGUUAAUAAAAAUCAAAAACCCCAAAUAUGAUCCUCAAGCCAGUGGGAAGACCUCAUCUCGUAAGAAAAAGCGAAGAAAACACAUCUGGACGUUAGCGUUGGUGAAAGGAGGAGGUCAGACUCUGGAGACUAAAAAUGCUGUCAAAGUCCCAGCAGAGACUGUGAGCCCAGCGGGUCGGCCGCCUCCUAGUGUGACCAGCCUCACCAAGAAUAUAAAAGGACCGGGCAAAAAGUCAAAACAGGAGAAUACAGAGUCACAGGAAACUGUGACGAGUAUUGAGAAGGAGCUUCGAACCAACGCUGACUUGGAAAAAUCAAGUUCCCAGGUGCACGCUGAAGUAGAACCCGCAUCCGAGACACCUGCCCAAGAAAUGACUAAAACCGAUAGCGGGAAAGUUGUGCCGCCGCUUCAGAUCAAAAAGGUCUCCUCGCCCGGUAAACGUAAAAGCUCCAAACCGUCGUUUUUGAUCCAGCAGGUUAGCCCUGUGCCCGAAAAGAAGGCGGAUGUCCCUAAAGAGCCRGUCGAAGCUCCUGAGGAGAAGUCGUCUACUGCGGAUGCCGAGGCCACGCCUACGAGGAAACUGAGGAGACGGACGUCAAGCAUCGAAUCGCCGCAAACAAAACCUGUCAGUCAAAAGCCGGGGAUUACUCAGAAACGCAGGUUGAGAAACAGUGCACCGGAGGAAGAGGCUCCACAGGUGCAAGUCCAAGUUUCGUCUCAGGUUUCAACCGAAGAUUCCRCCUCACAAGCUCUUCCCGAAAACACUUGCCACCUUUUGGCUGUGGAGCCACCCCAGGUGACCGCUGUAAAYGUCUCUGAAGUUCCAGAGCAGGACACCUUAAAGUUUACAGACGAUCCUGCUCAGUUGCCAGCGGACGUUUGUCCGCAGGAGGAAGAGAAAAAGGUAGAACCGCAGACUGAAGAGGCCAAACCAUUACCUGUGCCUUCCAGGCCUAGAAAACCUAGAAAUAAUAAGCUAAGGAAAAAGAAGUCUGUUCGAAAGAAGGUGGUGGCUGUUUCUCCUGAUACGACGGUGGACACAACUCCUACUGCUGUGGAUUCUGGUAACGUAGAGCCUGUUGAAAAGGAAGCUGCUCAGCCUUUAGUCGUAGAAGUAAGUCAGCCUGAGACAAAAGAAUGCACAUUGCCGGAGGUUACGCCGGAGACCAAACUGGACACUGCGUUGGUGGAAGAAAAGCAGCCACCAGUUAAAGAGGAACCAGACAUGCAGUUAAUCGAUAGUCAGCCGUCAGUGGUGUUCGAAAGUCAAGCCAGUGAUUUAAAAACAUUAAAGAUGUCUACCAAAAAGGUAAAAAAGAGACGCAAAAACUUAAUAGGGCAGCGUCCAAAACACAGGCACAGAGGCAGAGAUGGAAAGUUUGCUCCACUUAAAUUCCCUAAAGGUCAGAGUAUCAGCAAGGCGGCCAGUAACACUUCCAGCUCACUGGCAGCUCUCACAUCAACUCCAGGCUCUAAGCUCCUUGAUGUGCAGAAAAAGCACAAAAAGAAACAAUCGAGUCUUCGGCUUAUUGGAACUAAAGGGUCCAAAUCGCCUCCUAAAAUUCUUUCUACGCUGAUGGAAGUGGGACUGGAAAAGGGGACUUUGAAGCAAGAAGCGGUAGACACCCCGGUAGACUCGGGGCAAGCCGACGUCAGCGCUCAGCCCGGCAAGUCCAAGUUCGUCAAGAACAUCAAGCACUUCAUCAUGCCCGUCGUAAGCGCUAGAUCCUCGCGCGUUAUCAAGACCCCGCAGAGAUUCAUGGACGACGCCGGGAUGUCUGUGCUGCCUCGACGCAACUCCCCGAAAAAGGGACUGCAGCUGGGUUUGCCGAUGCGUCCAGCGAAGAGGCGAGACGACGAAGCAGAAAGAGCAAUAUCCCCCAUCUUUUCCAUUGACGAGGAGGACAUAUUGAGCGAAGCCCAGUUAGAUGUGGACGUGUUUUCGGCUCAGGACCUGGACGACAACCUCGAUCUAGCAGAAAGCCUGUUUUCUGAACGAAAGUCUGGCAAAAAUGAAAUGAAAGAGUCCCUUCUGAAUAACUCGAGCUUCAAGUGGCAUCUUCCAGAGGACUCUAGCGAGGAGUUAUAYACACUGGACAAAACCCCAGAGAGCAAAUGUGACAAUCUGUUUUUAUCGGCAACAGUGGAGAAACCUCCAGAACCACCGCUGGACCUCGUUGAYGCUCUAAGCAAGAAAAGUCCGCCCAAGUUCAACAAGCAAGCAGCCCAUCUCAGAAUCUAUCAGAGGCUGAAGAAGCCGCACCCGGGACUUCCAAAGAGCAGGACCACACAAGAGGCUGAACCUGUGAAUAAACCUGCUCAGCCCCCUGUGGAUUUGGCGGAAGGACUAGACGAUGAGGUCAUGAGCAUAAGUCUGAGACAGCGGGACACGAGCACAGAAAAGCCCAAGCUCAAAAUCGAAGACCUCGAUUCUCCCGGAGUGGUGAGGAAGGUGUGCGUUCGGACRACGGACCCCAACACGCUUAUACUGCAUCAAAGCAAAGAGGACAGUCUAGCAGGAAAUGAACCCGCCCGGCUUGACUCAGAAGUGCUGAAGCCAGUACAGAAGAGAACCGAAGGUGUUCAUUCUGCGUCCGUAGAGAAGGGAGUCCCCCAAAGGUCCCGCCUUUCUGGUGCAAAUAAAAGAAUGUUGAAUCUCCUCAGGAAAGCCAAGGUUCAACUCAUUAAAAUUGACCAGAAGCAGAAGCAGCUAAAGUCCUCUGGGCUGUUGUCCGGCCCAGUUGGAGCCAGGUCGCAAGAUAUCUCCUCGAAGAGGCAAAGGAGGAAGCAGAGGAUGCAGCUUCCUCCUGAUGUUCCGGUCAAGACAGAGCCACUUCAAGGACAACCACAGCUCAUCUCUCCACUGUGCCAGGAGUUCCGCAGAGCCGGAGGGCCACGGAUCAAGCAUGUGUGUCGUGCUGCCUCCGUGGUGCUGGGGCAGCCUCGAGCCCUGGUACCCGACGACAUUCCCAGAUUAAGCGCCUUGCCGCUGCACGAGCGAUUCGGCAUUUCCCCAUCAGCUGUCACCCAAGAUAUUGGGUCUCCAUCAGAGUCCGACAGCCCGGGGCUGUCAGAUGUGAAGGUGACAAAGUCGAAGAAGCCAUCGCAUUUCGUGAAACGGAAAGGACUCGGGCCGUUYGGGUACCGCUCUCGGAGGUGCGGGGUGUGCAAAGGCUGCAACCACGAGGACGACUGCGGCAGGUGCAUAAACUGCCUCGACAAACCCAAGUUCGGUGGUCCCAAUACGAAGCGGCAGUGCUGUGUGUAUAAGAGAUGCGAUCAGAUUGAAGAGAGGAAAGCACGCAGACUUAGUGGCAGAACGGUGCCCAAAGGUUCCACGAAGCGAAGGCGGCCAUCUCUCAGCGGGGGUCAUUCGAGUAACGAUGAAGGGAACGAUGGUGCCGGAGACUCGCCGUCUGGCCUCCACACCGACUGCAGCAGCCCGUCGGUGAGGAAGCAGCCGAAACGCGUCGUGAAACCYCGGGUUUAUUUCGACCUGGUGGAUUACGAAUCGGAUCUGGACGAGAAAAACUUCUCUAGUUCUGCUUCGCCGGCAAGAAGGCGGGGUGCUGGGCCGCGCUUCAGUCAAGACUUUAUAUCUCUGGAUGGAUUCUUGGAAGACUUUUCGGACGAUGAAGUCAGGCAUCGCAAAUCUAGUUCUCAUCGGGUACCACAGGGUCGACGGAAAUCCGAGAAGGUUCUUCCGUCUCCAAGCCCUUUGGAGCAGACCCCUCCCAGCGUCCUCGCUGCCUUGGCUCAUGGGUUCGAGCAGCGGGAAGUUGAGUCUUCUAAACCGACUCACAAAAUCAGGGUUGACUUCAAGGAGGACUGCACCUUAGAGAACGUCUGGAAUAUGGGGGGUUUAAGUAUACUGACCUCCGCACCUCUCAUGCCACCCUACGUUUGCUUCCUUUGUGCCAGUAAGGGGCAACAUGAGAUGUUGUACUGCCAGGUGUGCUGCGAACCCUUCCACCAGUUUUGCCUCGAACCCGCCGAGCGGCCGACUGAGGAGAACAAAGAGAACUGGUGCUGCCGACGCUGCAAGUUCUGUCACGUGUGCGGGAGAAAAAACAAGCUCUCCAAGCCGCUAUUGGAGUGUGAGCGCUGCCAGAACUGUUAUCACGCUUCCUGUUUGGGACCGAACUACCCGAAGCAGCCUAAGAAGAAAAAAACCUGGGUUUGUAUGACGUGCAUCCGGUGCAAAAGCUGUAGCGUCACACCGGGGAAGACUUGGGACACGGACUGGAACCACGACAAAGGCCUCUGUCCAGAUUGUUCCAAACUCUUUGACCAGGGUAAUUACUGUCCAAUCUGCUUCAAGUGUUAUGAAGACAAUGACUAUGACAGUCAGAUGAUGCAGUGUGGCACAUGUAACCACUGGGUACAUGCCAAGUGUGAGGAUCUAACAGACGAGCUGUACGAGAUCCUUUCCAGCCUGCCUGAGAGCGUGGUGUAUUCGUGUCGGCCGUGCAGCGUGACGCAGCCCAGUGCCUGGAGAGAGCUGCUCUACAUCGAGCUCCGGGCCGGCGUGGAGAAGGUGCUGGCUUGCCUUCUCUCGUCCACCCUCACCCAGCACCUUGUUACAUGCUCACAGUGUGAAAGGUUGGUCGAUCCUGACGGUGGAAUGGAAGGACAGCCAGCCUGUGACCUCCGAGCUGUUGGCAAGAAGUUUGACAAAGGCCUCUAUACGUCCCUUAAAAUGUUCCAUGAAGAUGUGGUUCAAGUGGUGCGAAAGAGACUUGAGCUAGAAGACCACCUUCCAGAUGAGCAAAGACCCACGGCCCUGGCACGCUCGUACUACUUAAAGCUCCUUGAAGAGGUCUUUAACUGGUUCAAUGGCCAGGACCCAAAGCUGUGGAACAUUUCUACAAAAGGCUUGCCCAUGGGGAUGCUGUCCCAGGCUGUUCAUCCUCCCACAACAGAGCACGUUUACGCCCAGUGGCAGGAGAGGAAGGAGCUCUCGUCCAGGCCUCCGUUGGGUCUCCUGCAGGAGGAUAAUGGACAAAACCUGGACAUAAAGGAGGAAGAGGCCGCUUCGCCGAUGUCAGGAGACCCAACAAACUGGAAUCAUUUUAAAACCAGCAGGACUAUCAAAGUCAAAGGGAGGAGAGGCAGGCUUUCAAAAGCUGACUUAGACACCGGAUGGACUAAAGAGGAUGAACGGCAGUGCUCUUUGUGCCAAAAAUAUGGAGACCUGAAACCCAAUGAAGCAGGCAGGUUGCUGUACCUGGGUCAGAAUGAGUGGGCACACGUCAACUGCUGCCUGUGGUCGGCAGAGGUGUUUGAAGAAGACAACGGCUCUCUUCUGCACGUACACAGCGCGGUCACAAGAGGGCGCUUGAUGCGAUGUGAACGCUGCAAUCAGACGGGCGCCACCGUGGGCUGCUGUUUGACUUCUUGUCAAAGUAAUUACCACUUCAUGUGUGCCCGCUCCCGGCAGUGUGUAUUCCAGGACGACAAGAAGGUCUACUGCUACAAACACCGGCAUCUCAUCAGCGGCAGGAUGAUAACUGGUCAGGAGUUUGAAGUAAACCGCAGGGUUUAUGUGGAUUUUGAAGGGAUCAGCCUUCGCAGAAAGUUCCUGACUGGUGUGGAGCCUGAACUGAUCAAUGUGAUGAUUGGUUCGUUGCAGAUUGAAAAGUUAGGUGUGCUGACUGAACUUUCAGCUUCCAAAGGCAAAUUGUUCCCUGUGGGGCUCCAGUGUUCUCGGUGGUACUGGAGCACAGUUAACCCAUUGCGGCGGUGCAGAUAUACAUGUACAAUCAGGGAAGUCCGGCCCGUAGUCCCRGAGAAGCCUGUUGAAGAAAUGCCAGACCGAGGAGAAAAUCAGACCAUUGCUCACAGCCCCUGUCAACUACCUGAAUCUGAAGCCCAAGAAAGUGAUGUGCCAGAAAGUCAACCCUCAGCAGAAGAAAUCUUUAUYCCAGGUCUUCCCUUAAAGUCAGAUCACAAUGCAAAACCAAAAGUUCCUGUUCAUCCCCUGCCCAGAAGACCAGCUGGAGGACUGUCCCGACCUCUUCCAUCUCCUGGUAUAACCCAGUCAAAGCCYCACCAUAUUCUGACCAUAAGUGAUCUAGAAGAGACUCGAAGAGCUCGUCGCCUUAGCCCACACUCACACUGUCAGACMUCUGGUCUUCGCGGUCGCAUGUCCCCCCCUCCACUGGCUUCUCUAACUGGACCAGCUUCCCAUCGUGCUGUCAAAUCUUCCCUGCCUACCUCUCCACUCUUCCCACUCUCAGACAACUCACUGAACUGUCCGUCAUCCCGCUCCAUCGGCGGUAGAAACGGCUCCUCGGGUCGUUGCCCUGGGAGCAAAUUAACGCCCUGUACAUCGUCAUUCUUUCCUCAGUCUCACUGGCAGGACAGUUCUGCCUCAGUAAGUCUGCCGUACUCCUCAUCCAUGCAGCAUUUACCCAGAAAUCAUUUGUCRUUUGAACUGAAUCAAUCAGACUCUGUCGAGGUACCGCACAACUUCUUGGCUUCCCCGGAACCUGAGGACAUCUCUCCAACCAAUGGUACGUCGCCCCACGGGGACAUGGGCAAACACAGCAAAGAGUUUUCAUACAGUUCAUUCCACAAGGAUCCCAGUCUAAGUUUGGGCGAGGAGAUGCGARCAGAACUUGAGAUUGAAGAAACGCUGCUGAAUGAAGGGGUGGCGAUGAACUGUGGGGGGCAAAUAGUGGUAGAAGGUGAYGAUCAGGAGGAGUUCUGGGGAAGAACCCAAGAGGUGCACAAGAAGAAAACCCUUGUUGCAAAUCUUCCACGAUCGGCAGCCUCUGCCAAGGAAGACUUGGGAAACACGUCCUCUGAUGAUGACAUGGACCACUAUUUUGAUUUUUCACGAACAAUAGUGAGCCUCCCGCUGUCAAAAGAUCGGUCCAAGUCACCUUCCUCCUCUUCUUCGCGGCCCUUGGCGCAACUUGACGGUGUUGACGACGGGACAGAGAGUGAUGCGAGUGUAGCAACAACGGAUGAUGCUCAGAAAGUGGGUAAUUCAGGCAAAAAUCAGAUACAGAGAAAAAACCUUAAUAAAAACUCUUCUGAAACUUCUAAUGGUGGAAACCUCCCCAAUACGUCAUCAAAUGAUAGACAAACACAAUCUUCGUCCGUUGCURUUUCAGUUUCUAAAAGAUCUACAGGUGACAGUUCACCUUUGUUCCGUGAUGCCAGCAAAACGUCCGACACUCCUUUAGUAGAACUAAAAAUCCUACCCUCUUCAGUUGUUGACUGUCUUCCUAACUUACUCACAAAGGUGCCUGAGACAUCAUACUCAGAGGAGACAAUACUUGGUUCCAGUUUAGGCCUUGUCCCUGAUACACCUCUUGUUUUUGAGAAAUGUCACAGUACCCCGUGUUUCACAGAACUGCUUCCUGUACUGCAUGAUACUCCAAACCAGUCGGAGGCAGUCCUGAACUCGGACCCUGAAAUUAAUAACUUUGCAUCUGAAGGGUCUUCUGUGCUGAUGAACCAYUUGGCAAUUGAACCCUCAUUAGCAGAGUCAGCUGGUAGUACCCAAAGCUCCCUUAUGGGUCUUCUUGAACCAUCUCCUUUAAUGUCCACUGAUACCCAGAACCACUCACGAUGCCUUGAYGAUCCUCUGGAGAUGUAUUCUUGUUUACCAGGUUUCAGUCAGCCUCCUCUGUCAAGUAUCACACUUCAGCCGGUGAUGACGACGCAAGAAUCAACAAACUUCCCUACCUUAGAGCCUUUCUCUACUAAUCUAACGAACCUCACUCCUGUGGAAGAUGUGACAGAAAUGCAGCUAAAUGUUGCAAAUACAAAUAGUCCUGGGUUACCAGCAAUGCCAGGGACUUGUCCCCCAGCAGUAACUUGUGCAGCCAUUUCCAUUUCUGCAUAUCCAACACAAACACAGCCAUUCAAUUCUGCGACUGUCACCGCUGUUUCUUCUUCCUCUAUGCUAUCGACACAUUGUUCAGCUGCUCCAACGCCAUUACAGACCACCACCGCCCCUGUGAUGGUGAAUGGUUAUAGCUCCUCGUCCGUGCAGAAGGAACCCACAGCUGGUCACACGAUCUCGAUCAACUUCUCCACUCCCCGGCCAGUUAUGGAGCCUCAGCAGCCAGUGCUGCCCCAGGCAUUACCAGGUCACGCCAUCCUCACUGUGAAGGAAGUAGGAGGUCCGAACGUAGAUCCUACUCCGCACGUACUUCUGGUGAACCGGCUCGGUCAGAUCUUCGURAAGAACCCUGAAAGCAACACCUUCCAGCUGCCCACUCCCAAUUCCUCCUCCUAUAAUUGCGUCACUCAAAUUGCCAGCCUUUUACAGAGCAACGCKCUUUCAGCCACGCUGGCGGCGGCUGGCAACAUGAUGGCUGCGCUGCCCGGCACCAACGUGACGGCGGUCACUGGGUCUGUCGCGCCUGCUGUYCAGAACCCAGCUACAGUCACUCAGUUGCUCAGCAACAAUAACAACACUGCUGUGGCACURUCAAAUGCGAAAAAGUCGAAGAAAAACCCAAAAGCACCAAAGGAUGAAAUGGCCCCAGAAAUGAAAAAGCCAAAGAAGAAGAAGGAGUCGAAUUCAUYCAAAACAUCAAAGUCAUCCAAGGCAGCGGGGCAGGCAUCCCUGUCUACAGAAACUCAUCCUGUGACUCCUGCCGAAAGUGCCCAGGCCAUCAUUAAUCAAGCAAUGGCGAGUAACUACACCCCCAAGUGGAGCGGGCUCCGAACCAUGAGCCCCUCCUCCCUGGUUUUACCRCCUGGCCUUUUGAUUGAACCAGAGCCUCCAGCGUCACCACGCUCUCCUUCUCCAGCACCAGCUCCCACRCCUCGCCCCCGAACCCACGUUCGCAUGAAGAGGGUGUCCUCACUUUCCGAUCGCAUCAUCACCAAGAAGUCGAAAGUGGACUUCCUGCAGCCAGAGGCCGUCAGCGAGGAAGAGGAGCAUCAGGAGGCAACUUUUCCGAGCAUCCCCAGCCGAGCCUCGGGGGUUCGCAUCAAAACCCCAACAGUGAAAGGAGUCCUGAACCUGGACGAGCUCAAGGAGGAGCACAUGAGUGAUUCUGAUAGCUCAGGAUCAGAGCCUUGGAGUUAUUUGUCUCAGGAUGAACAAGACAAACAGCAGGCAUGGGAACCGGUGGGGCACAACAGUCUCACAGACUGGAAGAAAUACUCUGGCGCUGCGUCACCCUCAGAAGAUGAGACGUCACCAUCUGAUGACGAUGAGGAAUGUCCAGCUAACAAAGAGCAGCCUCAUCUGAGAUUUGAGAUCACCAGCGAUGACGGUUUUAGUGUGGAGGCCGAAAGUAUUGAGGUGGCGUGGAAAGCGGUGAUAGAUGGUGUGCAGGAGGCACGCGCUAUCGCCAGACUCCGGCCUUUGACCUUUCAGAAGAUCACCGGCGCCCGUAUGCUCGGCCUGAUCCACGACGCCGUGGUUUAUCUGCUGGAGCAACUGGAAGGAGCUCCUCGGUGUCUGCGGCACACCUUCCGUUUCUUCAAACAGUUCAGCCAGGACGACGAUCUGCCUGUGAAUCCCAGUGGCUGUGCGCGCUCUGAACUCUACGUUAGGAAGUCAACCUUUGAUAUGUUUAACUUCCUGGCGUCUCAGCACAGACAGCUUCCUGACAUCGGACCAUAUGAUGAUGAGGAAGACGAAGUUCUUUUGAAGUCCACAAGACGGGCCACCAGUUUGGAGYUGCCCAUGGCCAUGCGUUUCAGACACCUUGAGAGGACGUCCAAGGAGGCUGUAGGGGUGUACAG
Molecule: messenger RNA, 11165 nt
Organism: Austrofundulus limnaeus
Lineage: Eukaryota; Metazoa; Chordata; Actinopteri; Cyprinodontiformes; Rivulidae
Gene: kmt2bb
Product: lysine (K)-specific methyltransferase 2Bb
Biological process (GO): positive regulation of DNA-templated transcription
Cellular component (GO): nucleus; histone methyltransferase complex
Molecular function (GO): protein binding; histone H3K4 methyltransferase activity; DNA binding
Source: RefSeq, a predicted model, not a curated record